AUGAUGCCUGGGGCGAGGCGGAAAAUUAAGGAAGAGUCGGACAAAGUGUCCGUUGUGAGCUCGGGGGUACCCGGUCGGGAGGGUCAGGCGGCGACUGCCGUGGAGGGGCUUGAGAGCCACUUGGCGGGAGUUAAAUUGUCAGUCAGCAAGAUGGCAGAACUGGCGGGUUUUCCUUCACAUCGCUCGAGAGCAGACGUCACGGCGACGGGGAUAUCGACGUCACCGGGUGCGGAAAUGGCUGGGCCUGCUUAUGUAAACAGAGAUGGCGGCGACCUAUUGCCAUUAGCCACGGUAGCGGCUAAACUACCAAAGUUCAAUGGACAAGGUAAAUGGGAAGUUUUUUUCACUCAAUUCGAGUUGUUGGCUAGAGCCGGGAGGUGGUCUGACGAGACGAAAGCGUUACAGCUUGCCCUGAGCCUGGCGGAGGAGGCGUCGGAAUGCCUGCUAACGCUAGCCCCGGGCGAUAGGGGCGACUACGGUGCGCUAGUGGAGGCAUUGGGGGCCCGUUUCGGCAGCGACGCGCAGCCCAACAUGCUGCGUAUUGAACUGUGUAACAAAAAGAGACUUCAGGGGGAAUCAUUAAAGGCCGUCGAGGCUGUGUGGCUGAAGAACUGUCAGGGUCUGGAUGAGGGACAACAGAGACAGUUAAAGCAGCUGCUGUUGGACUUUAAAGAUAGCUUCGCUUGGGGGGAAGAUGAGGUAGGACAAACGCACCUAGUUCAGCACGAAAUAGACACUGGGGACGCCCGACCCAUUAAAAUUCGGCCCCGUCGUAUUCCCCUUGCCAGGAGGGAAGCAGCAGACACAGCUAUUGUUGACAUGUUGCGGGCUGAUUUCAUUGAGCCAUCAGAUAGCCCAUGGUCCGCGCCGGUCGUCAUGGUGCCUAAGAAAGGGGGUAAACUUAGGUUUUGUGUUGACUACAGGGGCCUAAAUUCUGUCACCACUAAAGACUCUUAUCCCCUACCGAGGAUUGAUGAGUCGCUAGACCACGUGAGAGGGUCCUCGUGGUUCUCCUCCCUUGAUCUGCGCAGUGGCUACUGGCAGGUGCCCCUCUCGCCAGGGGCACGUGAAAAAACGGCCUUCUCCACAGAUAGGGGCCAUUGGCAGUUCAAGGUGCUGUGCUUCGGGCUCUGUAAUGCUCCUGCCACCUUUGAGAGGCUCAUGGACAGAGUGCUGGCGGGGGUUCCGAGAGACGAGUGUGUUGUGUACCUAGACGACAUAUUGGUGCACGGCACAUCGUUUGAGGGGGCACUGGGGGCAAUUAGGCGAGUGUUGGAGAGAAUCUCGGGGGCGGGGCUAAAAUUACAUCCGGGAAAGUGCCAUUUCAUGCAAAGGGAGGUGGCGUUCCUGGGGCAUCAGCUGGGUGGUGAGGGCAUCAGCACGAUGCCAGACAAAGUAGAGGCUGUGAGGGGGUGGCCAGUUCCAGGGGGAAAAAAAGAGGCUAAGAGCUUCCUGGGGCUGGCAUCCUACUAUCGUAGGUUUGUGAAGGGGUUUGCGGGGGUAGCGGCUCCUUUGAACCAGCUACUCAAGGAGGACACUGUUUUUCAGUGGACCGAAGAGCACCAGCGGGCGUUUGAGGCCCUCAAACGGGCCCUGAUGGAGGCCCCUGUCCUGGCCUCACCAGACCCGAACCGUCCGUUCAUCCUGGACACCGACGCAAGCAAUGAGGGGUUGGGGGCUGUGCUGGCUCAGCGGGGUCCGGAUGGGGAACACGUAGUAGCUUAUUACAGCAGGACUUUUGAUAAGGCUGAAAAACGCUACUGCGUGACAAGGAGAGAGCUUUUGGCUGUCGUGGCAGCAGUACGCCAUUUCAAGUACUACCUGGGGGGCCUGCCGUUUGUGGUCCGGACGGAUCACUCCGCCCUGCAGUGGCUUCUCUCCUUCAAGGAGCCAGAGGGUCAGAUUGCCCGCUGGCUGGAGGAGCUACAACCCUACGACUUCCAGGUGGAGCACAGAGCCGGCCUUCGCCACAGCAAUGCAGACGCCUUGUCCCGCCGCCCGUGUGCUGAGGAUGGCUGUGGGUACUGCGCCAAACGGGUGGAGCGAGAGAGAGAACUGUGCAGGGAGGAGGGAGUCACCGCCACGGUGAGUCAGCUGAGUGUGACAGAGUGCCGGGAGCUUGAGGCUGUGGAUGUUGGGGAGUGGAGGCGUCGCCAGGAGGAGGACGCAGAGCUGCGUCCUGUGCUGCGGUGGGUGGAAGAGAGAAGACGACCGCCGUGGGGGGACGUAGCCCCUCUAUCACCAGUCACCAAAGGACUGUGGGCUAAAUUCACAGUCCUUAGAGUGGCUGAGGGAGUGCUCCAGAGGGGGUGGAAAAAGCCAGCGACUGGAGAAAUUACGUGGCAGGUAGUGGUGCCCAAAAGGCUGCAGGGGAGCGUGUUACAGCAGCUUCAUGGGGGAGUAGGCGCAGGGCAUUUUGGGGUCUCCAAAACGUUAAAGCGCAUGCGUAAAGGCUUCUAUUGGGCCAGGCACAGGAGGGAUGUUGAGGACUUUUGUAGGCAGUGCGAUGAGUGUGCUGCUAAAAAAGGACCUCCAGGUCAGUCACACGCCCUCCUACAACAAUUCCCAGUAGGGGAGCCCAUGGAGAGACUGGGGGUAGACAUAGUAGGGCCGUUUCCAACCACAGACAGCGGUAACAGGUGGAUUCUAACCGCUAUGGACUACCUCACCAAGUGGCCGGAGGCUUACGCUCUCCCAGACCAGGAGGCGGGGACAGUAGCUGAUGCAUUGGUGGGGGGAAUAAUCAGUCGGUUCGGGGUGCCACAGUCUAUUCACAGCGACCAGGGGAGAAACUUCGAGUCACGGGUGUUCACAGAGUUGUGUAGACAGUUAGGCGCGGAGAAGACGCGCACUACUCCGCUUCACCCCCAGAGUGAUGGGCUGGUGGAAAGAUUCAACAGAACAUUAGCACAGCAGCUGGCCAUCGUUACCUCAAAACACCAGAGAGAUUGGGACACCCACUUACCGUUUAUUCUUAUGGCGUGUAGGUCGGCUGUUCAAGAAUCGACUGCGUGCUCCCCAGCACUACUAAUGUUAGGUCGUGAGUUGCGCACCCCAGCCGAACUGACGUUUGGCCACCCUCCUGAUAGUGGCGACCGGGUUUUGCCUGGCCCGGACUAUGUGUGUCGUCUGCAGAACCGGUUAGAAGCGGCUCACACCUUCGCAAGAGAGCAACUCGAGAACGCAGGGGUGCGCCAAAAGCGCCACUACGACUCGCGCGCUAGGGGGAGGCACUUUGGAGCGGGAGAAUGUGUGUGGCUUCACAACCCCACGCGCAAGAAGGGGCGGUGCCCAAAGCUGGACAGUGCAUGGGUGGGGCCGUGUCUGGUGAUAGAGAGAGUGGGGGAGGUGACGUACCGGGUGGAGGUCCCUCCACGGAGCAGGAAGGUGGUGGUCCACCGGGAUCGAUUGGCACCCUACAGAGGGAGGAAAACGGUAGGGAAUGGGAGUGAGGUCUCUGAUGUGAGCCCACGGGAACAGUCUAACGAGGGGACUCUAGCGCAACCUGAGCCUGGGGAGGGGGCUGCUUCUUCGGAGGGCGCUGGAAAUGACAUUGGGGCAGAGGAGUGUUCUGGGGGUUCACCGGGGAGAGUCACGGGGAGGCCCAAGAGACUGAUGCGACCUCCGGGUCGUUUUAAGGAUUUUGUUGUGUAACCCUAGGGGCUAGGGUUUAGAAAGGGGGGGGCUAUGUAACGACCCGGUAUUGUGUUCUGUGUUUGUGGGUGUGUUAUGGUUCUCAUGGCUACUAGCAGGGGUUAAAUAUGUCAGGACAGAUGGAAAGGUUGGGGGGGUAUGAUGGGUAAUCCCGCGGGAUUUGGAAAUGCAUAAAGAGGGAUGAGUGUCUCAUAUCUCUCUCUUCUGUUAGGGCCUUGAUCUGUUCCUAUGAGAGUGACCUUAACUCGACAUGUAUAAUUGUGUACGUUCGGCAUUAGCGGCGUGGGCUGUGGCCUGAACAAUAGCCCAGUUUAGGAAUAAACCUGUGUUCUGAUCUGUACA
Molecule: messenger RNA, 3996 nt
Organism: Salvelinus fontinalis (brook trout)
Lineage: Eukaryota; Metazoa; Chordata; Actinopteri; Salmoniformes; Salmonidae
Exons: 2
Coding region: 1-3654 (1217 amino acids)
Biological process (GO): DNA integration
Molecular function (GO): nucleic acid binding
Source: RefSeq, a predicted model, not a curated record